AUGUCGGACGCCGCGAACAACGCUGUCGAUAUCACCAAAGAAACCGAGCAGAAGCUCGAAGAUUUGAAAAUCUCUGGUGAUAAAGCUGAUAACAGCGAAGAGAGAAUUCGCAGAAGACGCCUUCCGAACUCCGAGAGGAUCCGCCUUUGGGAGGAUGAACAAAAGAAUAAGGUUGUCGUCGAAACCGGAAUCAAGGGAACCGUGAAGUGGUAUUCCGUUCUCGGACGGUACGGCUUCAUUGCUCGUGAGGACGGGGGAAAGGAUGUUUUUGUCCACCAAACAGCUAUCGCUAAGUCCAUCACCAACAAAUUCUACCUUCGCACACUUGCUGACAACGAGGAAGUCCUCUUUGACCUUGUCGAAGGAGCCAAGGGCCCGGAAGCUGGCAAUGUUACCGGACCCAAUGGCGAAAAUGUUCAAGGAUCAAGAUUCCGUCAUCUCCUACUUUCUCGUUUCCGCCGCAACCGCAAGUCUCGCAACAACGCCGAUGACAAUGCGAAGAGCGACGAGAAGAACGCUAGUGGAGAAAAACCAGCUGCUCAACCAAAGAAGGCUAAGAAGCAGCACAAGAACCGCCGUAAUGGCAAACCAAACAAGGCUUCCGGAGAUGCUCCUGCUGAACAAAAAUCGGAAAAUUCCGGAGAGAAGCAGGAUGAAGAUCUGGCUGCUGCUGCUCGUCGUAAGAUCAUUGACGAGCCCGAGCACACCAACAUUGAUCGUUGCGGAUCGGCUUUGGGAGAAGCCACUCUCGGAGCUCAAGCCGUUGACGCUCAAAUCUAA
Messenger RNA from Caenorhabditis bovis, 780 nucleotides. Lineage: Eukaryota; Metazoa; Nematoda; Chromadorea; Rhabditida; Rhabditidae. The record is from the annotation of a GenBank genome assembly.